Molecule: messenger RNA, 1548 nt
Organism: Micropterus dolomieu (smallmouth bass)
Lineage: Eukaryota; Metazoa; Chordata; Actinopteri; Centrarchiformes; Centrarchidae
Gene: rpp40
Product: ribonuclease P/MRP 40 subunit
Exons: 8
Coding region: 68-1135 (355 amino acids)
Biological process (GO): endonucleolytic cleavage in ITS1 to separate SSU-rRNA from 5.8S rRNA and LSU-rRNA from tricistronic rRNA transcript (SSU-rRNA, 5.8S rRNA, LSU-rRNA); tRNA 5'-leader removal; tRNA 3'-end processing
Cellular component (GO): ribonuclease MRP complex; multimeric ribonuclease P complex
Molecular function (GO): ribonuclease P activity; ribonuclease MRP activity
Source: RefSeq, a predicted model, not a curated record
CUCUCACAGGAAGCAGGUUGUAGCGGGUCACCAGGACCAGGAUCCGGACGCUGCUCAGAGGACAGAGAUGCAGUCUGCUGAUCUGGACCGGACUCCCCGGUCCCUGCUGGUCUGUGAGCGGUCCAGCUUCCUGGAUGAGAAGAACCGGCUGAGCUCUCAGGUGGAGCAGCUGCACUUCAACCACAAGGUGUCUGUGCUGCUGCCUGAGUGUAGCUCCGCCCCCUCUCACCUGGACGCUGCAUUAAACAGUUUCAGCAGUUUCUACCUGAUCAGGAAGCUGCCAGUAUACGAACUGCUGGACAAACACUUCCUGGAGACGGCCGUUUACCAGGGUAGUGUGUACGGUGUGUCAUACAGGACCAGGGUGGAUGAAGAUCCCUGCGUCGCUCUGACGCCAAACGGUCACCUGACUCUCUCUCUGGAUAAAGACUCGUAUGAGUUGUUGGGAGUUGAAGGGAAACCGUCCAGAUUCAACCACAGAGCAAAGUGCAGAUUCGUGGUAUCUAUUAAUUUGACUGACAGCAGCAUGGCUCCUGGUGGGCGGGGCUACCAGAGACUCCUCACAGGCCUGAAGUCACGACUUCUACUGAAAACAGACUUCCUGCUGACACAUCAUCCCGGGGGCGGGGCCUCUCUGCAGCCCCUCCUGUCUCGUUACGAUUGGUCGGAGCACAGACCUGAGGUCAGCAGCCGCACUUUGACAGACCUGUCCUGCCCCGCCCUGCUGACCUCUGACCUGCAGUCACGUGACCCUCAUAGCUUCCUGGAGUGGCUCGGAGCCGUGGAUGCCGACGUCAGCUGCGAGAAUUCGUCCAGCAGCUUCCUGUCCUCGCUGGUCUGUCCUGAGCCGAAGACAACGCUGAGUCGAGCUCUGAGCGUCUCUGUCUGCGGACUGCUGCUUCCUCAGGACGUCCACGGCCUCAUCCAGCAGCUCAGGAGGUACCUGGAGCAGCCUCGGUUGGAGUCCUGGGUGUCGCUGACGGUUCACGGUUUUGUUGACAGUCCGGUGUCGUGGGGGGGCAACGAGCACGGGGUCCUGAGAGGAGGAGAGAACUUCUACAGUCUGCUGCUGUUCCACGACCACACCUACCACCUCCACCUGGCUACAGGGGCCCAGGACGCCUGUCCCCCGUGACCACACCUACCACCUCCACCUGGCUACAGGGGCCCAGGACGCCUGUCCCCCGUGACCAUACCUACCACCUCCACCUGGCUACAGGGGCCCAGGACGCCUGUCCCUCAUGACCACACCUACCACCUCCACCUGGCUACAGGGGCCCAGGACGCCUGUCCCCCACGAGGACGCCAGCUGGUUUCAGUGUUGUCACCUCUUUGGUGUGUUUUGCAGUUUAAACCGAUUGCAGCUCACUUUGGAUUAAAAUGCCUCAGACUUUUAUUUGUGAGCGGAAAUAUUUUAUUUGAGGUGAAAGCAGAAACUUUCUGAAAGUGUCGCUUUGAAUUCUUGUCAUCUGGAUCAGAGUUCUGUGAAUCUGUGAUCGUUUGUGUUCAUCUGAAUCUGAUUUAUUAAAAGGCUCUUUGUAAAAAGUC